AUGUUGAAGUUGUGGCUCGGGCUCGCUCUAACGGCUGAUUCAUCGGCGUUAUUUAGGGGAAGCAAUAGUUUUGGGAUGAGUCUAAAAAGGCCAUCGGAGCUCUAUAAACACCUAAGAGUUUCCAAGAGAUAUAUCCUGGGGAAAUCCCAUGAUGACAUAGUGACAUCGCUCCCAAAAGAUGAAGAUGCCCCCGAGCUAGAGUCACGACUUCAAUUCCAUAAGCAAUUUAUGAUAGGAGCGCAAAGUAACAGAGCGGGGUUAGGAUCAAAUAGGAAAGUCCAAGAUGCGGAUAUAUUGAAGUCUUUUAUUCGGCAAGACGAGAAUGAUAAAUACAAGAUCCAUGCAAUGAAUUUAGAAAUGCAGAACGAGUGGUUAGACAUAGGAGAUUUUUGCAUCCCAUUAGCAUUAAAAUGGCGCACUUUAAUUUAUGAUUGGUCGCCAGCAUUGCUAAAAUUCUAUCUCAAUGCGUUCCAGAUGACUCUCCCAGACCAGAGUAAUUUAGUAAGAUGGGGUAAAAGUACCGAAAAAACUUGCUAUAUCUGUGGAAAGGCAGUUGGAACUGCUAAGCAUCUGCUGGUGGGAUGUAAGGUACUCCUUGACAGCGGUCAAUACUCGCGUCGUCACGAUAGGGUUCUAGAAGUCAUACGUUUUGUGAGAGAAGGCACUAGGGCUACAAAAUCAAACGUCAAGCCUUACUCCAUCCUUAAAGCGGCGUCGGAUUGGACUAUAAUGAUGGACACGUAUGAAAAACAAUAUAAAAUCCCCGAGGAUAUUUGUGCGUCGGCCUCCAGACCGGAUAUAUUUUUGUUUUCGCGAAUUUUAAAGCGCGUAGUGAUGAUAGAGUUUACGGUCCCUUGGGAAACCAACAUCCCCAAAGACCAUACCAUCAAGGUCAACAAAUAUUACGAGCUCACAAACGAACUCACGAACGAACGAAAGUAG
Molecule: messenger RNA, 942 nt
Organism: Danaus chrysippus (African queen)
Lineage: Eukaryota; Metazoa; Arthropoda; Insecta; Lepidoptera; Nymphalidae
Source: the annotation of a GenBank genome assembly